Messenger RNA from Pomacea canaliculata, 3568 nucleotides. RefSeq names its product E3 ubiquitin-protein ligase HUWE1-like. The record is from RefSeq and is a predicted model, not a curated record. Gene Ontology annotation, molecular function: ubiquitin-protein transferase activity. Lineage: Eukaryota; Metazoa; Mollusca; Gastropoda; Architaenioglossa; Ampullariidae. Gene Ontology annotation, cellular component: nucleus. Gene Ontology annotation, biological process: positive regulation of protein catabolic process; proteasome-mediated ubiquitin-dependent protein catabolic process; protein polyubiquitination.
GAAGAUAAGAUAGCUGCAGGUAAAGAAGAUACAAAGGAAGAAAGGACUCCUGAUAAUGAUGAGACUGGAGCUACUGAGGAGAACCAAUAUUGCUUAAAGAGCUCAAAAUGGCAGUCCAGGUGUUAACAUCCAAGUCCUGUUCAGAAGAAGGUUUAGAUGAUGCAACAAGUCUCUUGUUGCAAUUGUCUUGGGCCAAUAAUGCCACACGGCAUGCAAUUCUAUGCCUGUUGUUAGAAGGAGCACGCACCCUGGGUCUUACUGUGUGCCAGCACAUCAGCAUGCUGCUAGAGGAGCUGAGGGAACUGAGCAAGCAUCAGGAUGAUGAAGAGACAAGAGAAGUGGAGAUAAGUACAAUGCAACAAGUGAAGGGCAUUCUUACAGACAGGUUCAAAACAGGAAGCAAUGUUAUUGUCUCAGCCCCAACAAAAUUCAAAUCAGGUCGAGAGCUUCAACUUCCAUCAAUGUCACAGCUGACAAACAAAACCUCCAGUCAACAUUUCUUUCUGCGCAUCCUUAAGGUUAUCAUCCAGCUGCGAGAAGCUGCACGGUCUGCAUUCAAGAAGAAGUUGCCACGUGGAGGCUCUCCAGACCUCUCUGCCAUUGUUGACUUUGUUGGGGACUUGGAUUAUGAAGCAGAACCUUUUAUGGACCUUGUUCGCCAGCGGGUUACAUCCCAGCAUCGCUCUCUCCAGCAGGCCCACACUCACCUAGGCACUUCAAGUUCCUCCAGAGCAGGAUUGCGUGCAGCUCUGGGUGUCAGUGACUCCAUACAGCUUGCUAGCAGUCAGCAGUCAGAGAGUGCAAGGGAUGCUGAGGAGGAGGGUCCAGGCAGUGGCUCAGAGCGUUUAGGGCAGGGUGGAUCCAGCAGGGGCACUCCAAUGGAAGUUGAUGGUGCUGGCAGUAAACAGAAAACUAAGAAGGAGGAGGAGGUUCCACAGCUGCCACGUUUGAGUGAGCAACUGAAGUUGGAGGAGCUAUGGGCUAUGCUGAGUGACUGCCUGAAGGAGCUAGCCCGCACUCCAGACCAGCAUGCUGUUCUCAUCCUUCAGCCAGCUGUGGAGGCUUUCUUCAUUGUACAUGCAGGUGAAAAAGAUGUGAAGAGAAAUGACGUCUUCACACCCAAGAGAGAAGACCAGUUAGCCCACCUUAACAUGGAGAUGGCUCCACCUUCUCCAUCACCUGGGCCAUCAUCUGCCCCAGAACACACUGUUUCUGGUAUAACAAGAGAAAACUCGUCAGCAUCUAUCACCCAUUUACCACCAGACACACAGAAGUUUCUUAAGUUUGCAGAGACACACCGAACUGUGCUGAAUCAGAUUUUGAGACAGUCAACAUUGCCAUUGGCAGAGGGACCAUUUUCAGUGCUUGUUGACCACACCCGGAUGCUGGAUUUUGAUGUAAAGCGCCGCUAUUUUCGGCAGGAGCUAGAACGUGCAGAAGAAGGAUUGCGCAGAGAAGACUUGCCUGUACAUGUGCGCCGCGAACAUGUCUUUGAGGACUCCUUCCGAGAACUUUUCCGCCGCACACCAGAAGAAUGGAAGCAAAGAUUUUAUAUCGUCUUUGAAGGUGAAGAAGGCCAGGAUGCAGGAGGACUGUUGCGAGAAUGGUAUCUCAUAAUAUCCCGGGAAAUCUUCAAUCCGAAUUAUGCACUUUUCCUGACUUCACCUGGAGAUCGUGUCACAUACACCAUCAAUCCCUCUUCUCACUGUAACUCCAACCAUCUCAGUUACUUCAAGUUUGUUGGGCGCAUUAUUGCGAAGGCCAUCUAUGACAACAAACUGCUAGAAUGUUACUUCACGCGCUCCUUCUACAAGCAUGUUCUAGGCCUGGCAGUGAAAUACACAGAUAUGGAGAGUGAAGACUACAGUUUCUACCAGGGUCUGGUCUUCCUGUUGGAGAACAACAUCAGUGACCUUGGGUAUGACCUCACAUUCGCAACAGAAAUCCAAGAGUUUGGGGUGACAGAGACAAGGGAGCUGAUGCCCAAUGGGAGCAACAUAGCUGUGACAGAGGAGAACAAACGAGAGUACGUGAAGCUAGUGUGCCAGAUGAAGAUGACUGGUGCUAUCCGACAGCAGCUCAACGCUUUCCUAGAGGGUUUCUAUGACAUCAUCCCUAAAAAACUGGUGGCCAUCUUCACAGAGCAGGAACUGGAGCUACUCAUCUCAGGGUUGCCCACUAUCGAUAUUGAUGACCUCAAAGCCAAUACAGAGUAUCACAAAUACCAGCCCACAUCGCUUCAGAUCCAGUGGUUCUGGCGGGCUCUGAGGUCAUUUGACCAAGCAGAGAGAGCCAAUUUCCUGCAGUUUGUAACGGGAACAUCCAAAGUCCCUCUGCAAGGCUUUGCUUACCUUGAAGGAAUGAAUGGCAACCAAAAGUUCCAGAUUCAUCGUGACGAUCGUUCUACUGACCGUCUGCCUUCUGCCCACACAUGCUUCAACCAGCUGGACUUACCUGCCUACGAAACAUAUGACAAGCUGCGAAAAAUGUUGCUGCUGGCCGUUAGUGAAUGCUCAGAAGGAUUUGGCUUGGCCUAACCUAGUGAUUAGCAUGACAUUAGGUACAGCGUGAGUGUGGGCACUGGACUGACUUCACGUUUUUAUUGACUUUUACAAUUCACCAAUGCAUCAGUAGUCCAUGUUUUGCACUGAGAUACGAAGACAUAACACAUGGUGGUUCAUAACCGUGGCAUACAAUUGACAUUUACAGCAGUGCCACAUCUGGUAUUAGUAUCUUUCUUUCGUCAAUGCAUCACAAGCAACCAUAGUUUGACCCUGAAAUGGACAAUAGCCACAUUUGCAAUUCAUUAGUUUGCUAACCUUCUGGUCAGCAUCAUGGACCCAUGAGCCUGCAAAGUUAGAAAAUAUAGUAGUAUAUCUGGUAAUCUUGUGUUCUCCCCCUUUCCAUCACCAUGUGCGUUUCAUAUGUUGAGGUGUGUGCUUACAUUAAAGAGCAUAUGUACAGAAACAUGCCAAGAGGCCUAGUUGGUGUUUGUGCAGUUUUACAAGCAGGUGCCGGUAGUCCAUUAGGGCGCAUUUAUGGUUGUGUUGGGUUGUAAUUGUGGGGAGCUGUAGGCAAUUUGUGUGAAUGCUUGAAAACAUGGUUCUGUUAACAUGUUAAUGAAAGAUACUCAAGGAGUUUAAGCUGGCUGUGUGAACUGUCUGGGUUUCUGUUUGAGGUUUGGUCCUUUGCUGGUUAUUCAGUUUUUGCAGAGUAUUUAGAUAGCGAUAUAUGCAUUCAAGUUAAAUUUGUGCUUAAAAUGUCUGACAAAAUGAAAAGGCAUGAAACGCCCCUAAAAGAUAGUCCUUAGCUUUCUGGGCUUUCUAGUCCAUAGCAAGGCCAUUCUUAAGUGAUUCUUAUGUAAGCCUGUUAUGAUUCUGAUCAUAAAAUAGGUUUACCUGUUCUGUACAAAUUUAAAGGUUUUUAGAUAUAAAUCUGUAAAGUUUGCCUCAGAACAUCAACUAUUUGUAAUCAUUACAUCAAAAUGUCAUGUUUGACUGCAGAAAUGUGCAAAGAUGUGCUGAGACUUAAGUUGUCAAAUUUGUGGAAAAUUAAACUUUAACAAGCA